Molecule: messenger RNA, 1207 nt
Organism: Teleopsis dalmanni
Lineage: Eukaryota; Metazoa; Arthropoda; Insecta; Diptera; Diopsidae
Product: trypsin-like
Exons: 4
Coding region: 163-1116 (317 amino acids)
Biological process (GO): proteolysis
Molecular function (GO): serine-type endopeptidase activity
Source: RefSeq, a predicted model, not a curated record
AACAAUUAACUAGCAACUUGCUAAUGUUAACGGAAUGAAAAUAUAUUUCUUAGUGUUGAUUCAUUCGCAAAAGUCGAACAUAAUUAUAUUUGCCUAAAUAAACGGAAGUAUUUCUUUUCACUUUUUAACUAUCGAAGAUAUAUAAUUUUUACUAAGUGUAAAAUGAAUUCUUCUAUAAUAAUAUCUAUUCUUUUUUUAUUGAUAUGCAAUUUAAUAUUUGUUUAUACAACAACACCGACUAAUGUUAGUAAGGAAAUUGAUCCUAAAAUAAUUGGUGGGUCAGCUAUUGAAAUAACACAAGCUCCAUGGCAAGUAUCUGUUCGUCUAAAGGCAAAUGAUGAUAUAUAUUUUGGUUCAGGUCACAUAUGUGGUGGUUCAGUGAUAUCACAGCGUGUCAUUGUUUCAGCUGCACACUGCGUUGCCAUUGAAGGCACAACUCCUCUAGCAUUCCGAAGUGCCAGCGAAUUUACGUUAGUAAUGGGCAGUAUAUAUCUCUAUGAACGUACAAAAAAUACUCAGCAGUAUAGCGUUUUGGAAGUGUUAACACAUCCAAAUUUUAAUCUCACUACUUUGGUCGACGAUGUUUCGCUGUUCUUUAUAAAUGGUUACAUACCCAUAAAUUCACCAACCGUAACGCCAAUUGCAUUAAAUGCUUUGGCUAUAACUACAGGUACCUAUUGUACUAUAUCUGGAUGGGGAAAGAUAAAAGUUUCUUCAGAAAAUCCAUCAUCUAUAUUAAUGGGUGCAACAGUGCCGAUCGUCAGCAAUACUGUUUGCGCAACAAACUAUGGCAAUCUUAUAAAACCGGGCAUGAUGUGCGCAGGUUUUAUGCAAUCUGGUGGAGUAGACUCUUGUCAAGGUGACUCGGGUGGCCCAUUAGUAUGUAACAAUGUAUUAAGUGGCAUAGUAUCGUGGGGUUAUAGCUGCGCUCAGCCCGGUUAUCCUGGUGUUUAUUCCAACGUUUCGUAUUUCAACUCAUGGAUUAGAACAACGAACUCUUCAUUUAAUUACACCUAUUAUAGAGACUCGGCAGUGGGUGUAUAUAACAAUUAUCAAUUUAUUUAUAUUGGCGUCAUAAGUCUUAUUGUGAAAUUCUUAUCCACAUACUUUAUGUAAAUAUUUUUGUAUUCUAUGUACUGCUGUUAUUUCGUAAUUGCCAUACGAACAAGUUCUUAUUCAUUUGUUAACACCUAAAGGCUUAAAAUAG